CAGAUGAAGCUGUCUGUGAUCUGUAUUGUGUAUGCCUUGGUUUCUUUUGCCAGUACUGAGGAAGGAGCAAGGUUACUGGCUUCAAAGUCACUGCUGAACAGGUAUGCUGUGGAAGGACGAGACCUAACACUGCAGUACAACAUCUAUAAUGUGGGCUCGAGUGCUGCCCUUGAGGUUGAGCUCAGUGAUGAUUCUUUCCCUCCUGAAGAUUUUGGAAUUGUUUCCGGAAUGUUAAAUGUCAAGUGGGACAGGAUUGCACCAGCCAGUAACGUGUCUCACACUGUAGUACUAAGACCUCUCCAGGCAGGUUAUUUCAACUUUUCUUCAGCUGUGAUUUCUUAUGUGGCACAAGAAGGCGGACCAGUUGUGAUUGGUUAUACCAGUGCUCCAGGGCAAGGUGGCAUCUUGGCUCAGAGGGAAUUCGACAGAAGAUUUUCACCUCAUUAUCUGGACUGGGCAGCAUUUGGUGUUAUGACCCUCCCCUCCAUUGGAAUCCCUCUCCUGUUGUGGUACUCCAGUAAGAGGAAAUACGAUACUCCCAAGACCAAGAAAAACUAGUGUUGUAAAACAUGCUGCUUGAGUUAGUGGUGGUUUCUAAAAUAAACAGGAAAAAAACAGUUAAAUGAAUUAAAGCAUCAAGAAACAAGGCAUUGAUAAAACCUUGAAAGUUUAGACAUAAAAUGUUUUUAAAUUAUCAAGUCAUUGUCAACAAGAAAAAUGUCUUCUACAGCACCUGCAAUUUUUGUUACCAGGAUUAAUUUCUGUAUGUGCAACUUGUUUCUUUUCAUCUUUCAGAGUGCAGAAUGAACUACUCAUGGAGAAAAUGGGAUUUUUGAAUUCCAGAACCAUUACAAAUUGACAACCAUUUUGUGUUUAACUAGAAUUAACUUGAAAUAAACCUAUUGUUUUGGUUUAUUUGAAAUUGUAUACUUGAUGGUGAACAGUUUACUGAAUUUUUUUUGUAAUAAAAUGUGUGGUCUGAAGGGAA
Protopterus annectens (West African lungfish) is the source of this 988-nucleotide messenger RNA. RefSeq names its product signal sequence receptor subunit 2 (gene SSR2). Lineage: Eukaryota; Metazoa; Chordata; Ceratodontiformes; Protopteridae. The transcript has 5 exons. Bases 4 to 558 code for a protein of 184 amino acids. The record is from RefSeq and is a predicted model, not a curated record. Gene Ontology annotation, cellular component: membrane; endoplasmic reticulum.